AUGGCACCAAAUGUUGUUUCACCUUUUGAAGAAUAUAUUCCUUGGGCGAUAAGACCGUUAGCAAAGAGAUUAUUACACCUCAAUGUUACAAAGGAAUUUUAUAAAUUUUCCAAACUUGAAGAUAUCUCCGUCGAAUACCUUUUGUUAAUUUGCAAAGAUUUUACCCCUUAUGAACUAAUUUCCCUCGCUGGAACUUGCAAGCGGUUGAGAGAGUUGCUCAUGUCUGAUGAUGCCGCUGUACAAUCGAUAUGGCGUAAUUCAAGGCUCCAACACAUGCGUUACCUUCAAUUACCCCCUCCAUAUCUUCUAACUGAACAAGAAUAUAUCGGAUUAACAAUGUUGGAACGAGGUUGUCAAUUUUGCGGAAAAAGAAAAAAUUGGGUGCGCGUAUACUGGCGAUACCAAGUGCGCUCAUGCUAUGAAUGUUACAAACCAAGAUUCGUAAGUGGUAAUGCUCCGCAAAACAAAAAUAAUACUCCUGAAACUACUACAUAUUUGGCCGACCUAAAAAACCGGGAAGCCAGCGAUCGAAAACAACUUCGAGUGACGAUUGCGCAAAGGAAGCAAAAAUUGACCGAUAUUUUACACGAAUUGGAAUCCGAAACGAUCGAAGAAGACGGUUGUGAAAACCUUCGUUUGUUCAAGUAUGAUCCAAAACUCUUGAGACAAUGUCCUUCAUAUAACGCGGAGUGGCGCUUAUAUGAUCAACCAUUUUCGAAUGGGGACGAAUCAAAAUUGAGAAAAUUUAUGGAAAAUGAAUACAGGGUCUUGGUAGAAAAAUUAUAUUCCCAAUCACAGGAGUCACGGGAGUCACGGGAAUUUCAAGAAUCUCAAUAA
Molecule: messenger RNA, 837 nt
Organism: Funneliformis geosporum
Lineage: Eukaryota; Fungi; Glomeromycota; Glomeromycetes; Glomerales; Glomeraceae
Source: the annotation of a GenBank genome assembly